This is a messenger RNA of Andrographis paniculata, 2009 nucleotides long. RefSeq names its product protein ALP1-like. Bases 222 to 1589 code for a protein of 455 amino acids. The transcript has 2 exons. The record is from RefSeq and is a predicted model, not a curated record. NCBI's taxonomy places the organism in Eukaryota, Viridiplantae, Streptophyta, Magnoliopsida, Lamiales, Acanthaceae.
GCAAUUGAAAUAGACCGUAGAAAGUAUUUUUUAUAAAAUAAAAAAUAAAACAUAAAAAUAUAGUAGCAGCCAGUAUAAGCGCCGAACACACGCUGAAUGCAUGUGCGACGGCGUCGUUUCAGCGGCGCAUCCACAUCAAUUUCCCUUCACCUUCACCUCCACCUCCACCUCCAUCUCCAUCUGCAAACCCUAAAUCCCCAAAUCGAAUUUUCCCCUCCGCCAUGGAUCAAUCCCUCCUCCUAAUGCUCUCCAACCUCCUCCACCUCCACAACUACCUCGACCCCACCACCUCCCCCCUCCUCUCCCCCUCCUCCUCCUCCUCCUCCGCCUCCUCCUCCUCCGCCGCCCCCCUCCUCUUCUUCACCCUCGCCUCCGUCCUCUCCUACCUCGCCUCCCACCCCCCCGCUCCCCCCAAAAAACGCCCCCCCCCCUCCAAACCCCCCUCCCCCCCCUCCUCCGAAUUCUCCGUCGCCGCCUUCCGCGCCCUCUCCACCGAACACAUCUGGACCAUGGAGGCCCCCCUCCGCGACGCCCAAUGGCGGUCCCUCUACGGCCUCUCCUACCCCGUCUUCACCACCGUCGUCGAGAAACUCAAACCCUACAUCACCCAGUCCCAGCUCUCCCUCCCCUCCGACUACGCCGUCGCCAUGGUCCUCUCCCGCCUCGCCCACGCCCUCCCCCUCAAAACCCUCGCCGCCCGCUACUCCCUCGACCCUUACCUCAUCUCCAAAAUCACCAACAUGGUCACCCGCCUCCUCGCCACCAAGCUCUACCCGGAGUUCAUCAAAAUCCCCGUCGCCCGCCGCCGCAUCCUCGACACCACCCAGGCCUUCCACGAGCUCACCAACCUCCCCAACAUCUGCGGCGCCAUCGACGCCGCUCCCGUCAAGCUCUCCAGAACCCCCUCCCCCCCCACCCCACCCUCCUCCCCUUCCUCCUCCUCAUCAUCCGCCUCCUCCUCUGGCGCCGACGCCGGAAUGAUCUUCAUUUCCAAGCACGGCUACCCCUCCCUCCUCCUGCAGGUCGUCGCCGACCAUAAGAAGAUCUUCUGGGACGUCUGCGUCAAAGCCCCCGGGGGCUUCGACGACGCCACCCAUUUCCGCGACAGCCUGCUCUACCACCGGCUGAUCACCGCCGACGUCGUCUGGGACACCACCAUCCCCGUCAGGGGGCAGGCCAUCCGCCCCUACAUCGUCGGGGACUGGUGCUUCCCGCUGCUGUCCUUCCUGCUCACGCCCUAUACUUACAAUAGGUCCGGCAACCCCGUGCAGAACGCCUUCGACGACGCUUUGAUGAAGGGCCGGAAGGCCGCGGCCGAGGCCAUUGGGCUGCUCAAAGGGAGGUGGAAGAUCCUGCAGGACUUGAACGUCGGCCUCAACCAUGCGCCGCAGACGAUCGUCGCCUGCUGCGUUUUGCAUAAUCUGUGCCAGGUGGCGAGGGAGCCGGAGCCGCCGGAGAUUUGGAAGGAGCCGGAGGAGAGCGGGCAGCCGGCGCGGGUGCUCGAGAAUGAGAAGUCGUGCCACUAUUAUGGAGAGAGCUUAAGGCAGUGUUUGGCCGAUGAUCUUUACCAGCGCCUCUCGUCGCGAUGAUGAUGAUGAUGAUGAUUAUGGCUGAGGUUUGCAAUGUUGCAUGUCUGAUGUGAAUUUUCGAAUGAAUGGUUUUCGGUUGGUUGGGUAGUUCUAUGUUUUAGAUAGAUUUGUGGGCCUUUCUACUUACUACUACCUAGCUGUAUAACAAGGAAAGAUAAUGUAGUAAAAGCUCGAAAAUACUUAUCUAUGUUUACUUGUUUUGAAAUGAAUUUCGCGUGCCUCGAAUGCUCCAGCCUGUAAGAACGUAGUUGGGGUAUCUGAAGCACCAUUAUUACAUUUGAAUCUGCAUUAGAAAAUAAGAAUUGAGGUGAAUUCUUGCGUGAUGAACGAACAAUGACCAGUUGCGAAGAACGUCUCACAGUAGUAGAAGUUAAUUCGCCUCUUGAAGACAGCGUUGGUGGAUUGGCCGGACAACAAUUU